Rhipicephalus microplus (southern cattle tick) is the source of this 918-nucleotide messenger RNA. Its product is annotated as NADH-cytochrome b5 reductase 3-like. NCBI's taxonomy places the organism in Eukaryota, Metazoa, Arthropoda, Arachnida, Ixodida, Ixodidae. The record is from RefSeq and is a predicted model, not a curated record. Gene Ontology annotation, molecular function: FAD binding; oxidoreductase activity.
AUGCGACUGAGUCGGCGUCCCGUCGUGGCUUUUCUGGCCUCCGCGGCGGCAGCGGUGGGCGCCCUGGCCCUGGUCGUGCUGCUCGUGCGCAAGAUACGCGUCGUGCUCGCGGGCGAGGUCCUGUUGACCGAAGAGCGUGCCUUGUACACGGUUCGACUCGAGAAGCGCGUCUCCGUCACCCACGACGUGCGCCUGCUCCGGUUUGCCCUGAAGAGCCCCCACCAGAAGCUUGGCUUCCGUGUGGGUGAGCACGUGCUGCUGUACGCGCGCAUCGGUGAUCGCACGGUGAUGAGGCCGUACACACCCGUCAGCCGCGUUGACCGCCGCGGCCGCUUCGACAUCAUGGUCAAGAUCUACCCGGCGGGCGUGUCCAGGAAGUAUCCCAACGGUGGCCUCAUGAGCCAGUACCUGGACAGCCUCAAGCCGGGAGAUAAGAUAAAGAUCCAGGGACCUAAGGGUCGCUUCGUGUACAAAGGACGCGGCAAGUUCUCCACUGCCGACGGACAUCAGCUGCCGCUCGUCGCUCGACUGGGACUUGUGGCGGCAGGGAGCGGCGUCACCCCGAUGCUGCAACUGCUGAGGCACCUGCUCGCCGACAACGAGGACAAAACGACGGUCAUGAUGAUCGACGUCAACUCCAGCGAGCAGGACAUCAUCGCGCGCCAAGAACUGGACGAUUACGCGAAGAACCACGCUGCCUUCAGAAUACGUCAUGUGCUGAGCAGACCACCCCCGUACGAAGGCAUGUUGGAGUACGUACCCGGUCCCCUGAACCAGGACAUUCUCACUGAGCACCUUCCACCGCCAGACUCUGACACGAUGGUGCUCUGCUGUGGACCACCCCGUCUCAUCACCGAAAUAUGCAAGCCAGCACUUAGGGACAUUGGACACAGGGCCAGUCAAGUGCUCUGCUUCUGA